Habropoda laboriosa is the source of this 2247-nucleotide messenger RNA. RefSeq names its product guanylate cyclase soluble subunit beta-1 (gene Gycbeta100B). The record is from RefSeq and is a predicted model, not a curated record. Lineage: Eukaryota; Metazoa; Arthropoda; Insecta; Hymenoptera; Apidae. Gene Ontology annotation, molecular function: guanylate cyclase activity; heme binding. Gene Ontology annotation, biological process: response to oxygen levels; cGMP biosynthetic process. The transcript is spliced from 14 exons. Gene Ontology annotation, cellular component: guanylate cyclase complex, soluble. The coding region runs from base 57 to 1868 and encodes 603 amino acids.
UAGAAUGGAAUGAUACGUGGAGAAGCCUCGAAAAAUCCGCUUCUCGUUCAUUCAUCAUGUACGGUUUUGUGAAUUACGCCCUCGAGCUGCUGGUCGUGAAGAGCUUUGGCAGCGAGACGUGGGAGGCGAUAAAGCAAGAUGCAGCAGUUAACAUGGACGGACAGUUCCUGGUUCGACAGAUAUACGACGAUGAAAUUACCUACAACAUUAUAUCGGCAGCUGUCAAUCGGCUCAACAUUCCAGCGAACACGAUCCUCGAGCUGUUCGGCCGGAUGUUCUUCGAGUUCUGCCAGGACUCCGGCUACGACAAGAUUCUCCAGGUGCUCGGGGCUACGCCCAGGGACUUUUUACAGAACUUGGACGCCCUUCACGAUCAUUUAGGCACUUUGUACCCGGGAAUGAGGGCACCCUCUUUCCGAUGCACAGAGAGGCCCGAGGAUGGAGCGCUCGUAUUACAUUAUUACUCCGAUCGACCUGGUUUGGAACAUAUUGUGAUUGGCAUCGUUAAGACCGUGGCGAAAAAGCUCCACGGCACGGAUAUCGAGAUGCGAAUAUUGAAGACUAAAAACGAAUGUGAUCACGUUCAAUUUUUGAUCACGAACACCUCUGGUCCUGGUGUCGUCUCGAAUCCCAUGAUCACAGAAUUGGAGACACUAUCUGUGGAACCAAAAGUGAGCCCAAUGACUUUCUGCCGAGUGUUUCCGUUCCAUCUGAUGUUCAACCGGGACCUGACCAUAGUACAAACUGGAUGCACGGUAACUCGAGUUAUACCUCAAGUGUGCUCUGGUAAUUGCAAGUUGAACGACAUCCUUCUGACCGUCAGACCGCAUUUAGAGCUGACGUUCGAGAACAUACUAUCCCAUAUAAACACGGUGUACGUGCUUAGAACGAAGAAAGGAGUGAUGCAGGUAGACGCUUCCGAGGAGUACUCGUAUCUGCGAUUGAAAGGGCAAAUGUUGUACAUACCUGAGUCAGACUUCGUCAUCUUCCUUUGUUACCCCAGCGUUAUGAACUUGGACGACUUAACCAGGCGGGGCCUAUACCUGAGCGACGUCCCCCUUCACGACGCGACCAGAGAUCUCGUGCUGAUGUCAGAGCAAUUCGAGGCUGAUUACAAAUUAACGAGAAACUUGGAAUUGCUUACCGAUAAAUUGCAGCAGACGUAUCGCGAGCUAGACGGCGAGAAGCAGAAAACCGACAGGUUGUUGUACUCCGUGCUGCCUAUAUCCGUGGCGAACGAACUGAGGCACUCGAGGCCUGUCCCAGCGAAGAAAUACGACUGCGUGACACUGUUGUUCUCCGGGAUCGUCGGUUUCGGGGCAUAUUGUGCCGCUCACACAGACUCGAGCGGCGCUAUGAAGAUCGUCAAUAUGCUCAAUCAACUGUACACAGCGUUCGACGUGCUCACCGAUCCGAAGAAGAAUCCCAACGUGUACAAGGUCGAAACUGUUGGUGACAAAUACAUGGCCGUGAGCGGAUUACCGGAGCCGUGUCGUUGCCAUGCACGUUGCAUCGCUCGUCUGGCGUUAGAUAUGAUGGAUCUGGCCGCGGACGAAGUGCAGAUCGAUGGUGAACCUGUGAAAAUCACCAUCGGGAUCCACAGCGGCGAGGUUGUGACAGGAGUAAUUGGACACCGUAUGCCGCGUUACUGCCUGUUCGGGAACACGGUGAAUCUCACCAGUCGAACGGAGACCACUGGAGAGCCUGGAAAAAUAAACGUGUCCGAGGACGCGUACAGAUAUCUGUGCAUGCCGGAGAAUCAAGAUCCCCAAUUCCUGUUGGAGUACAGAGGACCCGUGACGAUGAAGGGGAAAUCUGAGCCGAUGAACGUUUGGUUCCUAUCCAGAGAAAGGGAGCUAGCCGCAUAAAUUCGCUGUCCUAAAAAUUCAUUCUACCACUUCGGCACGACGAACACUUCACUCGUUUAAACGCAUCGCAUAGGGAAAUAAGAUUUUUACUUAUGGCUCUAAUAUCCCAUAAACGAGUAACCAUUGGAUAGCUAAUAGCAAAACGCAAACCGUGGAAAAUCUGUUUAUAAUUGCACGACAUUUAAUCCUGAGACGACUUCCUUGAAACGUACGCGAACGUAUCGAUUUGCAAAGCGACUGUGCAAAAGAGAAAUCCCAUUAUAACGUGUUUACCAAUCGUAAAUUACAGUUAACGUAUUACCGUAACCGCACAAUAAGAGUAAUCGGCGUGCUUUAAUGAGCGUUGCAAGAGGAAGAUGGAAGUUUCCAUAAGUGAUGG